Messenger RNA from Acaromyces ingoldii, 1199 nucleotides. RefSeq names its product aromatic compound dioxygenase. Gene Ontology annotation, molecular function: catechol 1,2-dioxygenase activity; ferric iron binding. The record is from RefSeq and is a predicted model, not a curated record. The transcript has 6 exons. The coding region runs from base 125 to 1069 and encodes 314 amino acids. Gene Ontology annotation, biological process: catechol-containing compound metabolic process. NCBI's taxonomy places the organism in Eukaryota, Fungi, Basidiomycota, Exobasidiomycetes, Exobasidiales, Cryptobasidiaceae.
ACUUUAUUUUUUUAAAGCUCAUUUGUGGGGGGGCAGCGAAGCUUUCGGCGGAUUGGCUCGACAUUGACAACGCUGUGCGCGCUAUCUCUUCCUUCUCAACUACCUCCAUCUCCAGAACACGACAAUGCCGUCUGUCGACACCAACGGAGCCACUGGAAGCAGCACUGCUGCUUCUCUUGCCACCUACAUCAAGGCUUGCCAGGAUGUCUCGGGCUCCAAGGCCAACCCUAGGGCCAAGGUCAUCAUUGACAGCCUCAUCAAGCACCUCUUCGAGUUUGCCACUGAGGUCGACCUCACCAUCGACGAGUGGCUCAUGGCUUGCAAUGUCCUCAUCAAGAGUGGACAAGACUCGAGCGACAAGCGCAACGAAAUGAUCCUCAUCAGCGAUGUUCUUGGCCUCGAGUCCCUUCUCGACACCAUGGCCCACGAGCGGGCCGAGCGCGCCGCGGCCAAGUCGGGCAACAAGGCCGCCAUCAAGUCGACGGACAGCGCCAUCUUGGGCCCCUUCUACCGCGAGAAUGCGCCCGAGUACAAGAACGGGAGCGACAUUGUCCAGGACCACCACUUGACGGACAAGGAGGGCAACAAGGGCGAGACAACCUAUGUGCACGGCAUCGUGACUGACCUCAACGGCAAGCCCAUCGCGGGCGCCAAGAUGGACGUGUGGCACACUGCGCCCAAUGGCUAUUACGACUCGCAGGACGAGCAGCAGUCGCCCUACAACAACCGCGGCCUCUUCACAUCUGCGGACGACGGUUCAUUCGCCUUCAAGGCCCUCCGACCCACCCCCUACCCCGUCCCCGUCGACUCGGGUGCCGGCGAUAUCCUCAAGGCCCUCGACCGCACUGCAAUGCGCCCCGCCCACAUCCACUUCUACGUGCGCGCACCGGGCUACAAGACCCUCAUCACUCAGAUCUUUGACAAGCAAUGCAAAUACAUGGCCGCCGACGCAGUCUUUGCCACAAAAGAGAGCCUCGUCGUCGACUUCAACAAGCCGUUCACGCCCGGCGUCGACACCGACACGGAGCUCAAGUACAACAUUGUACUGGUCCCCGAGAGUGCUGCUUGAAGAAAAUCAGCCGCACGAAACCUCUUCUAUUUCUGUUCCCUCCCCUUCUCACACAUGGUCGUGCUAAGAGGUCUAUUAAUUCAAUGAUGCUGGGUGGUCUUUCUGUGCGAUCGUCCUUGCUGGCCCCGCC